AUGUGGCCUUUCGGCAGGAAGACGGCGGCCAAGAGCCUGGGCCACAAGAACGUGACCAUCAUCCUGAACGGCGAGCCCAAGUCCGGCACCACGUGGUUGGAGUACGUCGCCAAGGACCUCCUCACGCAGGCGUGCGAGAGCGAGCGGCCCGGCUGCGAGCUGCUACAGGGCGUGGGCGGCAGGACGGUCAGCGCGCUGAGGACUUCCGGGCUGGUCCGGUACGACAUCGACGCCAAGCACAGGAUCCCAAACAUCGGCCACAAGAACGAGUUCGACUUCUCCAUGGCACCGUCCCUGUCAGACGCCGAAGUGGAGGCCGCUGCGAAGGCCACGUUGACGGGGGAGACAGCGGACGCCAAGUGGCUCGCCAUCUUCCGUGAUCCCCGCGACGUCACCAUCUCUUCGUGCUACCACAUGUCCAAGGGUUGCCCAGACGCGACCGGCUACGUCCAGAAGGCCACAAAGCGACAUAGGAUCGACAGGAUCGCGAAGUGGAUCGCACUCCGCCACCGCUUUUUCGACGCGCUCCAGAGGCUGGCCCCAGAGAGGGUGAUGAUCCUUUUCUACGAGGAGAUGAAGAAGGACGAGGAGGGCACCAUCAAGAAGCUUGCAAAUUACUUCGAGGUGCCCCUGACCAGGAAGCAGAGGAUGCUCAUCUCUUCGCACACGACCUUCAGCGCCAUGAAGGACAUGGGCAGCGUCAAGGUCGCCCAGGGCGGCGCCGCCUCGGGCAAGGUGCGCGAGGGGGCCAGCUGCGGGUACGCCAAGGAGCUCAGCGCCGACGGCGCGCAGCGUGUCACCGCAAUCAUGCGCAGGGACCUGAGCCCGGCCCUGAACGCAGUCUGGAAGUGCUGA
This is a messenger RNA of Prorocentrum cordatum, 855 nucleotides long. The record is from the annotation of a GenBank genome assembly. NCBI's taxonomy places the organism in Eukaryota, Dinophyceae, Prorocentrales, Prorocentraceae.